UCUUCUCGCUUUCUCUUUGUCUCUGCUUCUCUUUCUCGGGCUCCCCGGUGCCCACCCGCUCGCGCUGUCGUCCUGCCCGCGUCCCCGGCUGGUUCCCUUUAACUUUCUUCUUUCCCGGGGUUAAAACUUUGCUCGCGAGCGGGCGGCUGCUCGCAGACAUUAUUGGCCGGCGCCCCGCCCGGCGGCCCCGCCCCCGUGCGCCCCUCCGCCCCCCACUCCGAGCGCGAGUGGCUGCUGCGGCGGCGGCGCCUUCGGGGGCGUGCGUGCGUGUGUGUGAGUGCGCGCCAGCGAGCGCGCCUUCUGCGGCGGGCGGACCGACUCCUCGGCGCGGCGGGGCCGGGGCAAGCUGGACGCAGCAUGAUGCGCGCAGUGUGGGAGACGCUGGUGGCGCUGGCAGCGGUGGCGUGCCUGGUGAGCGCGGUGCGCGGCGGGCCCGGGCUCAGCAUGUUCUCGGGCCAGGCGGCGCAGCCCGACCCCUGCUCUGACGAGAACGGCCACCCUCGCCGCUGCAUCCCCGACUUUGUCAACGCGGCCUUCGGCAAGGACGUGCGCGUGUCCAGCACCUGCGGCCGGCCGCCGGCGCGCUACUGCGUGGUGAGCGAGCGCGGCGAGGAGAGGCUGCGCUCUUGCCACCUCUGCAACGCGUCGGACCCCAAGAAGGCGCACCCGCCCGCCUUCCUCACGGAUCUCAACAACCCGCACAACCUGACGUGCUGGCAGUCCGAAAACUACCUGCAGUUCCCUCACAACGUCACGCUCACGCUGUCUCUCGGGAAGAAGUUCGAGGUGACCUACGUGAGCCUGCAGUUCUGCUCGCCACGGCCCGAGUCUAUGGCCAUCUACAAGUCCAUGGACUAUGGGCGCACGUGGGUGCCCUUCCAGUUCUACUCCACGCAGUGCCGCAAGAUGUACAACCGGCCGCACCGCGCGCCCAUCACCAAGCAGAAUGAGCAGGAGGCCGUGUGCACCGACUCCCACACCGACAUGCGUCCGCUCUCGGGCGGCCUCAUCGCCUUCAGCACGCUGGACGGGCGGCCCUCUGCUCACGACUUCGACAACUCGCCAGUGCUGCAGGACUGGGUAACGGCCACCGACAUCCGCGUGGCCUUCAGCCGCCUGCACACUUUCGGCGAUGAGAACGAGGACGACUCGGAGCUGGCGCGCGACUCGUACUUCUACGCGGUGUCGGACCUGCAGGUGGGCGGCCGCUGCAAGUGUAAUGGCCACGCAGCCCGCUGCGUGCGGGACCGCGACGACAGCCUGGUGUGCGACUGCAGACACAACACGGCCGGUCCGGAGUGCGACCGCUGCAAGCCGUUCCACUAUGACCGGCCCUGGCAGCGCGCCACGGCCCGCGAAGCCAACGAGUGCGUGGCCUGCAACUGCAACCUGCACGCCCGGCGCUGCCGCUUCAACAUGGAGCUCUACAAGCUGUCGGGGCGCAAGAGCGGGGGCGUCUGCCUCAACUGCCGCCACAACACCGCUGGCCGCCACUGCCACUACUGCAAGGAGGGCUACUACCGCGACAUGGGCAAGCCCAUCACCCACCGCAAGGCCUGCAAAGCCUGUGAUUGCCACCCUGUGGGCGCCGCCGGCAAAACCUGCAACCAGACCACUGGCCAGUGUCCCUGCAAGGACGGCGUUACCGGCAUCACGUGCAACCGCUGCGCCAAGGGCUACCAGCAGAGCCGCUCGCCCAUCGCGCCCUGCAUAAAGAUCCCCGUGGCACCACCGACCACCACAGCCAGCAGCGUGGAGGAGCCGGAAGACUGUGAUUCCUACUGCAAGGCCUCCAAAGGGAAGCUGAAGAUUAACAUGAAAAGGUACUGCAAGAAGGACUAUGCCGUCCAAAUCCACAUCCUGAAAGCGGACAAGGCGGGGGACUGGUGGAAGUUCACAGUGAACAUCAUCUCCGUCUACAAGCAGGGCACGAGCCGCAUCCGCCGCGGUGACCAGAGCCUGUGGAUCCGCUCGCGGGACAUCGCCUGCAAGUGCCCCAAAAUCAAGCCUCUCAAGAAGUAUUUGCUGCUGGGCCACGCGGAGGACUCGCCCGACCAGAGCGGCAUCGUGGCGGACAAGAGCAGCCUGGUGAUCCAGUGGCGGGACACGUGGGCGCGGCGGCUGCGCAAGUUCCAGCAGCGCGAGAAGAAGGGCAAGUGCAAGAAGGCCUAGCGCGGAGGCCACGGCGCGCGGGGCCGGCGGGCGGGGCGCGGGACCGGGCCGAGCGCGAGCGCGCGGCCCGCCACCGUUGCGGCCUGGACUUGGCCCGGCAGGGCUUUCCCAGGUGGGGGGGCGGGGGCGGGACCGCGGCCGGGGCGGGGGCGGGGCCCUCGGCGGCCCCGCCCCCGCCCCCCGCGCGCCCCGGGCGGGAGCGGCGCGCCGGGCUGGGUGCGCAGCAGGCCAGGCCCUGGAGAAAUGAGGGCGAGACUUAAGCUACCUCACGGGCACCUUCCAGAGCAGCGACCGCGGCCCUAGGGCCAGGCGGGGUCGCCGCGCCGGGGGGCAGGCAGCCUGACCUGGGGCCGAGGUCUGCCCGGAAUCGCGCCGGUGGGGCCGCGCCCGCGGCUCGUGGACGGUCAGGAGGGGGCCGUGAGGGGACCUGAAUUCUCAGGCCCGCAGCCUGGGCGGGGGGGCUGAGCGGGCCGGUCAAACCACCACCCCCAAAACACAAAAGACUGACGGAAAUCCACGCCCUUUCCCCGCCCCUUCUUUGCGCCUCCCCAGGGGCCCUGGCUCUGACACCUGGGGCCCAGGUGAAGGGGCCUGGCGGGUUUCGGGGGACGUGGAAGCGGCCUCUGCAGACUGCGUUCCCCGUGCGGCCUGUGGUCUCCACUGCCACCUGCUGAGUUGGUGGUUCUCGGUAGGGUCUUGGGGUGAGGCAGAGGGGGGUACCAUCUGCAGGGCCACAGGAGCUGAAUGCCCCGCGGGUGCCUGCCCCUGCCCGGAUCCCAGCCCCUGCCGAGGGCAGUGCGCCCCAGGACGCCCCGGAGAAGCCCAAGCCGGGUGGUCACUGCCCCACGCUGGAGCUGCCCGCCGGUGGAUGCACUGCGAAGGUGAAACCUCCCAGAGAGUUCCCUUUGUGGAAACUUGGAGCCAGUCUCUUUAUGACAUUUUCCAGGGGAGGAGGAAGGGGUACUGGCUGGGAUUACAGUACUGACGCUAUUUGGGUAAUGACAUCAGCUCCCACAAGGCCCCUCAACAGUAUCAACAGCUGGGAAGGGCUUGGAUGGACAUGGAAUGCAGGUUGCAAAGGCAGUUGGGCCUGGCUUGGGGAAGGUUCCUGCCGGAGUGGGCAGAGGUCUGCUGGCUUAGCAAGGUGCCAGAGCACCCGAGCCUUGGGCAGGCAGGGGCAGGGACGACCAGGUUCCCCGGGGUCAGGAAAGCCAGGACCAUUUCCUGUUGCUGCCCUCGCUCCUGUGUCCCCAAUGGAAGAGACAGAGGCUGCUGGGCCAGGAAAGACUUCUGCAGCCACCCCUGUCCUGGGGCUGGCUCGGUCUAAUUGGGCAGCCCCUCGCCUGCUCCUCUCUGGUUGCCCUCCUUGGGGAGGCCUCCCAUACCCCAUCGUGUGGCCAGGCCCCCUUUCCAAAGCUCCCUAGAGACGCUGUCCCCAGGCAGGCCGCCCUAGUAGGGCUGGUUGCCUCACACAGGGCCCAUCCCUGGGCCCUGGGACCGUGGGCCGCCUGAGCUCUCUGCACUGCCCUGGGGCCCACAUCCUCACACCUGGCACUCUGAAUAGAGGCCUGGCUCCCCUUUCCGUCAGGAAAUUGGUUUCAUUUUCCCUGCCGGAGUUUGGUGGCUCACAAGGGUCAUAUCAAGUGUGAACUUGGCCUCUAAUGGUCUGGCUUCCUUCUGCCUUCCCCUCUUCAGCCAGCAUCAUGGCUGCCAUAUACUGAGCACCUGCUCUGUGCCAGGCACUUUACCCACAUGAUCUCAUAUACCCUCAUGACCAGAGGCUCACCCCACUUUCACCAGCGAGGAAACAAACACAUAGGCCCACAGGCACCAGGCAAGUCAGCGUUCAGGCUCCACAGGCAGGCUGUCUUGCCCAGCACCCACACCACCCCUUGCUGCACGCUGGCUCUGCGCCACCCACUCAGUUGCUGCAGUGGGCUGUGAGGGGUGUGCCUGGGGGGCAAGUGAGAUGCUGGCCCUGGUUUACUGCCUCUAGCCUGGGGAGUAGAAGGGGGUGAGUGGGCACAACAUCUGCAGAGGUAGCAGCAAGAACGGUGGGUGAGGCAGGGGUAAACGUGCUACGGGGCAGCCCCUGGAAGUCCCAGUCCAAGAAGGUAGGCUGUGGCUGAUCCUGAGACACAGUAGUAGGAUGUCUGACUGUCUGGGUGUGUUUGGAGGGAUUUCAGGACCAAACUGCCCUGGGAAGGGGUAUUUGUCUUUCCUGAUUCCAGGCUCAGGGUUGGGAGCCUAGGAACCUCUGCCCAAGCAGCCAGUCCUCUGAGGCCCAGCAUGUGUGUUUAAGUGCCGUUAGCAUCUUGGAGGCCUCUGCACGGUGCUGGCCCAUAGUCCUUGAGCAGUAGCACAUGCUAGGAUGGUUGUCUGUUUCUUGUUACACCAGCUUGGCUUCCUUACCUGCUGGGAAGGGCUGUGCAGCACUGCCGCCUCCCAUUCUGGGUCUGUCUUGCCCCCGUCCAGUGAGGAGCUGGCUUCGGUGGCCUCUGAGGUCCCACAGCUCUGGCGCCAGCCGCCUGUCAAACAUGCCUCUUGCUUUAAGUUCAUCCAGUCUCCAGCCUCGCCCUCCUGCUCAGCAUCCCAAGGGCCUGGCCCCUGGGGAAUGUGUCUGGGCAGCUGGGUCAGCAUGAGGACACUGUUGGGCUAUCAGUCGUCACAGGCUGCAUCCCUGUCUCACGGGCCCAGCCAGAACCCAGGCCAGCACUCUUCUGAUUCAGCCGCUGACCUCAGCGCUGAGGACCCAUCCUUGGGAAAGCACCCCUCUCCCACCCCGCCCCCUCCCCAGGAGGAGAUGGAACUCAGAACUGAGGUGCACCCGUUUGUACAGUUAGGAAGGGAUGUAAAAUGGAACUAGAUUUUGAUUCUGAAGAGUGUAUUAACCAGAGUCCUGAUAUGUAGGUGUUUGAAGAAAAACAUACCAGAUUAGUCACUUUUUAAAAAACCACCAGAUUCCCCAGUUGUCCUUUUUCUUACCUGCUGGGUGGUCUGGAGCCCCUGACAGCGGAGUGCCUGCUUCAGGGACACACGGUAAUGCCGAAGAGUUUGGGGUGGUGGGAAGGGGGAGGGUGUGGCCUAGACUAGCCUGCAGGCUGUGGCUUCUGUCUUGAGAAAGCAAGGUAGGAAGCAGUGUCCUCAGGGGCAACUCUCCCUCCACCCAGCAAGCAGGAAAGGGUACAGACCAACUCGGCCUUGCUCCUGGUUGAAAUGAGAAGGAAAGCAAGGAGACCCUGAAGCACUGGGAAAUGGUCCCUCUGGGAAAUAAGAAAUGUUAGGAUCUCAACAUGUAAGGGAAGCCUCCACUCCCAUCCCUGCCCCCAGAGAGACCGGGGAGUGGAUGAACAUGACUCAAUGGCACAGCCACUGGGCCACGGUUCCUGGCCACAGCCACGCCAGACCCUAGGGGUGUCAGUGUGCACUUGUGGGGCCUCACCUCUUGUCAAAACCAAGCCAACCCCGUUCUUGUGUCAUUGGACACUUCUCCCCACCCCUGCUCCCAAAUGCACACUCGCCUGCCCCUGGCCCCCCAGCUCCCUCCUGCAUUUUGGAGUUCUGUUCACUCAGAAUUUGUAAAUGUUUAGUUGUGACCAUGACAUACUGUUUGGGUCAGUGUUCCUUUCCAAUGCAUACUAAUAUAUUAUGGUUAUUAUAUAUGAAUAUAUUUAAUGACAUGGAAAAAGUUGUGGAUUUUCUUUUUUUUUAAAGUUUUUUUGUUGUUAGAGUUGUAAUGGACCCAGAUGAAAGUUGUAAUAUGGGCCCCACAUGAUAGAACUAAAUUCAGCUAUCAAUUAAAUAAACUCUGUACACUGUU
Molecule: messenger RNA, 5992 nt
Organism: Manis pentadactyla (Chinese pangolin)
Lineage: Eukaryota; Metazoa; Chordata; Mammalia; Pholidota; Manidae
Gene: NTN1
Product: netrin 1
Exons: 7
Coding region: 358-2172 (604 amino acids)
Molecular function (GO): protein binding
Source: RefSeq, a predicted model, not a curated record